CUCCUCGAGUCUACCCUGCCACGGCCAGGCUAACAUCUGUAAAGUCGAUACAAACAGUUCUCGAAUAGAGACAGAACCUGGCCAAGAUAUAUAAUAUCAGGGAGUGACUUUAAACCCACGGUGUCCACUCGGAGCAGUUUCUCCUUUGCUUGGUUCUGUUGUGACGCCGCAAGAUGCCGGCAGGCGUACACAACGGGAAAUCGGGGGAUGGUUCCCCUGGACCCGGCCCCUCUAAGCGCAAGAGAGACCUAGACGACAAUGGCAUCCCCGGCCUCACCCGCCCUGACCGCAUACCCCAACCACGGCCGCCACAGUCAGGUAACACUACACCUAUCAACUAUCUUUCCGCUUCCGGAAUCAAGACAUCAAGCCUCGAACUUCUUCGUGGGGAUAACUGCGCUUUCAACAAGGUCAUAUCCCUUAUCAACGACUAUGAAGGGGCCAAGCUCACCGCACCUCGUUUACUACGAGCUAUGGAGAGUCUUUUUGAAGGUGAAAUUACUGUUUAUGCCAAGACUUCUUCCGGAAUGGAUCAGCCAUACAAGCCUAGCUGGCUGGACAUCCUCGAUUUUGCAGCUGCUAAUCCUGGCGAGUUCAAUCUCACCACAACAACCAGUCGUGGCCGGGUCUGUCGCUUCUCUAUGAAAAACGUCGAUGUCGAGAUCACCGAGGAUGACUGGCGGCUUAUCAGGUCCGGUGCUUUGGACCGUUUUAGCCUAGUUCCGCCCAAACCGUUGGAAGAGGAUGACGGAAUCGAGUUGGUCACGCUAGAUAUAGUUGAGGACCGAGUUCACAGGAUCAUUCAGAAGGCUGACGAGAUAGCUGCCAAAGCACGGCAACUGAACUAUCACUUGAGCGGCCGCAAGGCCGCCAUUGCGGCUCGCUAUACGUUCCAGCAUUCUUCAGAACUGAAUCAUUACCCGAAACGCCACAGCGAGCUGAAGCCCGAUCCUGAUCUCCGGGCUUAUUUACUGCGGCAGUUUCUAUCUCGAGCUGCCCAGCACGACGAGACUUCUAAUAUAGGAAAAUCUGGCUCAAGUCCCGCUUUUGCAUCCUCUAAUCAUUCGCAGCUGCAUUUACGGCAGGCUGUUAUUGUCCGGUCACCACCAAUGCCGACAUCAUCUGGAACAUCGGCUCCCCUGCAGCAACUUACUGGCUCGAUCCAUAUGGAGAACUCGGUGCGGCAAGAUCCAGCACAUCGAUUUUCCUGGGGAUCCGGUGCUUUGGAACGCCAUACCGCUACCAGCCGAUCCGGCACACGAGCUGUAGAGAACUUUGAGCGUGCAGCAUCGACAAGCCCCCCUUGCGACCGCUGCCGGAGGCUACAGAUACCCUGCGUCAAACAUAUGGGCAGCAGUUGUCAAGGGUGUGCCGACAACCGCGAGCGAUGUGACUGGAAAGCAACGACGCAUAAUGAGAUUUUUGCAUUGCUCGGGACAAAUACGUCCCGAGAGGGCAGGCCUGGAAUAGCAGCGAAGGCGGUAGCUGACCAAGAAAUGUCAAAAUGCACUUCCACGAGAGCGGAAAAUUCGAAUGGGCUUGGUACUAGUCAUCGUUUGAACAUUAGGGAUGGUGAGCAAACACAUGAUGAGGAUACGGAUGGGAGAGUAGGAGCGGCAGAGGAUAAUAGGGAAGAAAUCGGACGGCGUCCCGGUUAAGGUCUUUCUGUAGGAGGGAAAGGUCAAAGGACCGCGAGCACGUCACUAAGCAACGCCUGGAAGCGACGGACUGACAAGCUCGAGUAAAUGGGCAGCAGCAGCAGCAGCAGCAGCAGGGUUUGCAGAAGUCGCUAGCGCACUAGCAAGCUUAGAUCGGGGUACCAACGAGAGCGCCUCUUGUAGUUCACAAACGUAUUCGCGAGGAAUGACAGUAGGAUA
Neurospora tetrasperma FGSC 2508 is the source of this 1877-nucleotide messenger RNA. RefSeq lists its product as uncharacterized. The record is from RefSeq and is a predicted model, not a curated record. NCBI's taxonomy places the organism in Eukaryota, Fungi, Ascomycota, Sordariomycetes, Sordariales, Sordariaceae. The transcript is spliced from 3 exons. The coding region runs from base 174 to 1658 and encodes 494 amino acids.